AUGUCUUCGACGUCCACAACGCCCCAACGCCCUCCAGCGCCAGAAGAGAAUGUGAAACCGUUGAACUACAAGGAACAGUUCGCUGGCCGACAUGUAACAUCCAAAUUCAUCGAGCAAGUUCCUUGUGCAGCUGCCUCGAAGGCAUCUAUGGACUGUCUGGACCGAAACAACUACGACAGGGAUGCUUGCCUUGAGUACUUCAAGGCGUACAGGGAAUGCAAGAACACUUGGAUCAGGCAACGCAAAGAGGACAGACAUGCUGGAAAGUAG
Messenger RNA from Coprinopsis cinerea okayama7#130, 270 nucleotides. RefSeq lists its product as hypothetical. The record is from RefSeq and is a predicted model, not a curated record. Lineage: Eukaryota; Fungi; Basidiomycota; Agaricomycetes; Agaricales; Psathyrellaceae. The coding region runs from base 1 to 270 and encodes 89 amino acids. The transcript is spliced from 4 exons.